UCCGGGUUUGGUCAAGAACCUGGAAUGUAUACUGUACACUGUAAACACUUAAAUAAACAAUAAAUACUUGCAUAAAGUACGACAUUUUAGCAGUUCAUGUGUGUGUGUUUAUAUCGUUUACACGAUUUAAUUACAGCCUGUUUGGAGAAACAGCUCUGAAAAUGUCCAUGAAAAUAAUGAGUCUUGUUCUGACUCUGAAAUGAUCAGUGAGUCAAACAGAGUGAACAUGAGCAUGGAGUUAACAUCUCCACCUCAGCUGGGAUACACUGAUAUGGGGAAAUAUUUCAUAUGGGAGGAAAACCUUUAAUUCACCGACAUCCCUCUGCUGGUUUACUCCACUCAGUGUUGUGUCUCCUCCACCAUGAGACAUUCCUGCAGCAUUCAUUACAGUGUCCUGUUCCUCCUGACAUUCAUCACUGUAAAUACACUGGCCUCCACUUCUGUAACAGCAAAACUACAUCAGUCUGCUACACUAUCAUGCAAUAACAAAUGUUCUGGUGUUGUCACAUGGAGCAUGUUCCAUAAUCCAGGCAAUAUACUGGCUCAGUGUAAUAAAACAAAGUGCUGGUCAGAGAAAGGAUAUGAAGUGUCUCAUGAUCAGUACCUGAAGGGAAAGUUUCUUCUCACCAUCACUGCAGUAGACUACAGUAAUCGUGCUCUAUACACAUGUGUGUGUGAUGGUGUAGAUGCAUGUGAUGUGCGUCUCAUCAUUCAAACUGUGACAUCAUUAGUUCAUUUAAACUCUGGUGAAGCUCUAGUGAUGGAUUUGCCCAUACUAGAGCCAGUGGAGGUGAUGUAUAAAACCAGAGAUUCAGCUGAUUUAUACGGUUCUCAGAUCUGUACAGUGAAUCAACGCUCACUACAAUGUCAACCUGAAUACACACACAGAGCAUCACUCAGUUACCCAAACAUUACACUGAGAGACGUGAACAUGACUGAUAGUGGUACUUACUCCAUCUGGGACAGGAAGAAUGAGGACAUCAUUCAUAUAUACACACUCAUUGUGAACGUGGUCCAGCAUGAAUCAGAAAGGAAGUUUGAAACUUGGAUUGGAGUGUCUGUGGGGCUGUUCAUGUUAGUGAGCAUAGUUAUUGUUGUUGUGUUGGUGAUGAAGAAUCGGCAUAAAAAGUUUCGUAACCUGGAAAAAUCAAACCCUGAGGAAACUAUCAAACUAAAUGGUUGCACUAGCGAGGUGAAGAGCCGACCGAGAUCAGACAGCGAUGCAAAAGCAGAUCAGUUGGCAAGGCAGAUGGUAGAGCUGGAUAAGCUCAUACAGCGCUACAACUCUGAAUCAAUGAGAAAAUCUCAGAGCUGGACAAACCAGAAUGAUAUCCCAGUGGUGGAAAUGUUGACAAUAAAAAAGACAGAAAUGGAGGCAGUUGUACAGAGAAGGCAGGACUCAGAGCAGGACACAAUAUGCCAGUGGUGGAGACUAAAAAGACCAGAACUGGACACCAUCAUAGAGCACUGGACAAAGUAUAACACAGAACUGGACCAGUUCAAACAAAACCUGUGCAACAAAGUGUCACACCAAAGCAAUCCCCAAACUCGGUGUCCCAAAGAGCGCCGCAGGAUACACUCAUGUCCACCGGACUGCAUCUCCCAGAACACACAGUCAAUGAUUUAACAGGGAAUUAAUAACACUAGUAUGUUUUCUGAUUGUUGCUGCUGUGAGUUGUUGGUAUUUUUGUGCUGUAAACACAUUUACCGUGGCUUAGAAUUAAUUGUGAGAAGCCAGAUGAUAAAGGGUUAAUGUAACAGACUGUAACGGGAAAAAAACACUCAUAAAGUCAAUUCCUUUAUAUGUCACUUCAGACUUGUGCAGGCUUUCAGCUGAUACUCAAGUGUUUACAGAUAAAAGGUGAAGCCAUUUAAACUGCCUGAGACCUGCACUGUUUGAUUCACUUUAUUUAAUGUGUAACUCUGUGUAACACGAACAACACAACAACUUUUUUUAAAAAAAUGUGUGCGAGAAUAUUUGUAUCUGUGUGUGUUUUGUAUGUUUAUUUUUAUCAAUGUCAGUGUACCCGGGGAUUGUAUAUAAACUACAGUAUAUGUGUACAUGUUUAGGUGCUUUUUGAACGAUGGAUUGUUUUUAAGAAAAAUACAAUUUCUAUUUUAUUAACUUUACUGUAACUUUGACUUUUGAUAUCCAGAUAUAUUAGUCUCUCUCUCUCUCUCUCUCUCUCUCUCUCUCUCUCUCUCUCUCUCUCUCUCUCUCUGUGUGUGUGUGUGUGUGUUUGUGAGUGUGUUUAUAAUAAAGUACAUGUUAAAGA
Messenger RNA from Tachysurus fulvidraco (yellow catfish), 2276 nucleotides. RefSeq lists its product as uncharacterized. The record is from RefSeq and is a predicted model, not a curated record. The transcript is spliced from 6 exons. The coding region runs from base 362 to 1627 and encodes 421 amino acids. NCBI's taxonomy places the organism in Eukaryota, Metazoa, Chordata, Actinopteri, Siluriformes, Bagridae.